This is a messenger RNA of Ilex paraguariensis (yerba mate), 813 nucleotides long. Lineage: Eukaryota; Viridiplantae; Streptophyta; Magnoliopsida; Aquifoliales; Aquifoliaceae. The record is from the annotation of a GenBank genome assembly.
AUGGGGAUAAUCGAAGAAGCUCACAACGUGAAGUUCAUUGGCUCAGGAGAGAAGACCAUCGUCCUCGCACAUGGGUUUGGCACCGAUCAAUCAGUGUGGAAGCACCUAGUCCCUCACCUAGUCGACAAUUACCGAGUUCUUCUGUUCGACAACAUGGGUGCCGGAACAACCAACCCGGAUUACUUCGACUCCGAACGUUACUCCACUCUCGACGGCUACGCCUACGACGUUCUCGCCAUUUUGGAGGAGUUUCAAGUUCAUUCUUGUAUAUUUGUAGGCCAUUCCUUGUCCUCCAUGGUUGGUGCAAUAGCUUCCAUACUUCGUCCUGAUCUCUUCUCCAAACUCAUCAUGGUCUCCGCUUCCCCAAAGUUUUUGAACACUGCGGAUUACUAUGGAGGAUUCGAAAGAGAAGAUAUCGAUCAACUAUGCAAAGCUGUAGAAUCCAACUACACGGCGUGGUGCACCGGAUUCGCGCCGCUGGUGGUGGGCGGCGAUAUGGACUCCGUCGCGGUUCAAGAGUUCAGCAGGACGUUGUUCAACAUGAGGCCGGACAUAGCAGUGAGCGUGUUGGAAAACAUAUUGAACUAUGACCUGAGACAUUUGUUGUGCCGUGUGACUGUGCCUUGCCAUAUAAUUCAGAGCACCAAGGACUUGGCUGUUCCGGUGGCCGUCUCCGGGUACCUUCACAGAAAUCUCGGCGGCAAGUCCAUCGUCGAGGUCAUGCCGACGGAGGGUCACCUGCCGCAGUUGAGCUCGCCGGAAAUUGUGAUUCCUGUGCUUGUCCGACACAUUCAACAUGAUAUUGCUGACUGA